Molecule: messenger RNA, 2924 nt
Organism: Schistocerca piceifrons (Central American locust)
Lineage: Eukaryota; Metazoa; Arthropoda; Insecta; Orthoptera; Acrididae
Product: cytosolic 10-formyltetrahydrofolate dehydrogenase
Exons: 16
Coding region: 96-2861 (921 amino acids)
Biological process (GO): biosynthetic process; one-carbon metabolic process; 10-formyltetrahydrofolate catabolic process
Cellular component (GO): cytoplasm
Molecular function (GO): aldehyde dehydrogenase (NAD+) activity; formyltetrahydrofolate dehydrogenase activity
Source: RefSeq, a predicted model, not a curated record
ACUUGGAAACACGACUUCGCGUUUUGCCCGAUGUUUAGUUGCGGGAACCAAGGCCGUUUAGUGUGCAGUAGCAGUAGCUGUAGGAAGUAGUGAACAUGUUAGGCACACGAGCGUUCUUUAUACUAAGUAGACAGUUUUCUAGUAGUCAGAGCACUUUCAACAAAUUAAAAAUUGCUGUGAUUGGACAGAGUACAUUUGCAGCUGAAGUCUACAGACUUUUGAAGAAAGAUGGACACAAAAUUGUUGGAGUAUUCACAAUUCCAGACAAAGGAAACAGGGAAGAUCCUUUAGCAUCCACUGCUGCAGCUGAUAAGACACCAGUAUUCAAAGUUAAAGCAUGGAGGAAAGGUGGUCAGCCAUUGGCAGAGAUAGUGAAUAAAUAUAAAAGUGUAGAUGCUGAUCUUAAUGUGUUGCCAUUCUGCUCACAGUUUAUUCCUAUGGAUGUUAUUAAUCAUCCAGAUCAUAAGAGCAUUUGCUAUCACCCAUCUUUAUUACCAAAGCACAGAGGAGUUAGUGCAAUAAACUGGACAUUGAUAUCUGGGGACAAAGUUGCUGGCUUCUCAGUCUUCUGGGCUGAUGAUGGGCUAGACACUGGUCCAAUACUCCUACAAAGAGCUUGUGAUGUUGAGCCCAAUGAUACAGUUGACUCCCUCUAUAACAAAUUCUUGUAUCCUGAGGGAAUUAAAGCUAUGGCAGAAGCUGUUAACAUGGUGGCAAAUGGCACAGCUCCGAGCAUCAAGCAGUCUGAAGAAGGAGCUUCUUAUGAGCCAUCCCUUAGUAAGAAAGAACUUCAACAGGUGAAAUGGGAUCAACCAGUACAAAAUAUACAUAAUUUUAUUCGUGGGAUGGAUAGCUCACCUGGAGCAUGGACUGUUAUUGAUGGUCGAGAGGUGAAGUUAUUUGGUUCGAGUUUAUGGCAUGGUAAAGAACCUAGCGGCAAUGAAGUGACUAUUGAUGGCAUGGCAGGAUGUGGUGUUGUUCAUUCUGGUGGGUUACUACUACGUGGCCUAGAUGGAGGUCUGCUCAAUGUGCAACGAAUAUCUGUUGCUGGAAAAAUGAUACCCGCUUCAAACUAUGGAAAAGAAGCUGAUACCACUGUGAAAGUACAGCUGUCAGAUGAAGAAAGAGGAAUGGCUGAAGUCCUUAGAGCUAUUUGGUCAGGGAUACUAAGUAUGGAAGUGUCAGAUCAGACUGACUUUUUCAGCUCUGGUGCUGGAUCAAUGGAUAUUGUAAGAUUGGUUGAGGAAGUGAAAGAAAAACUUAAUGUCAGUAUACAGAAUGAAGACAUCCUCAUGGCCACUACAUUUGAGAGCUUUGUUGGUCUGUGUGUAUUAAAAGCCAGAGGAGGUUCAGAUGAGAAGAAAUUGGAUCAUAGUGUUUUCAAACUGAAAGCAAAUAACAUGGACAUCUCAUUUCCACACCAGUUGUUCAUAAAUGGUGAAUUUGUCAAUUCUGAAUCUGGAAAAGUACUGAAUUGUAUAAAUCCAUAUGACGAAUCUCUUAUUUGCAAGGUUCAGUGCGCUUCAAAAUUGGAUGUAGAUAAAGCAGUUGAAGCAGCAAAAAAUGCAUUUGCAGGAGAGUGGUCCAAAAUGAAUGCACGGGAUAGAGGAAUUUUGCUGUAUAGGCUGACAGAUCUUAUGGAAGAACACAAAGAGGAGCUUGCAACAAUUGAAUCAAUAGAUUCUGGGGCAGUUUACACUCUGGCUCUCAAAACACAUGUUGGUAUGUCAAUUGAAACCUGGAGAUAUUUUGCUGGUUGGUGUGAUAAAAUACAUGGAACUACAAUCCCAAUAAAUCAUGCAAGGCCAAACAGAAAUCUCACAUUCACGCGCAAAGAGCCAAUAGGUGUGUGUGGCUUGAUAACACCAUGGAAUUAUCCACUUAUGAUGCUGUCUUGGAAAAUGGCAGCCUGUUUAGCAGCUGGUAAUACAGUAGUGAUGAAACCUGCACAAGUGUCACCUUUAACAGCACUGAAAUUUGCAGAACUGUCUAUUAAAGCAGGCAUCCCUCCAGGUGUAAUAAAUAUAUUGCCUGGUGCAGGUUCUGAAACUGGUAAUGCCAUAGCAAACCAUCCAGAUGUAAGGAAAUUAGGUUUCACUGGCAGUACUGGAAUUGGCCAAGUUAUAAUGAAAUCAUGUGCUGAUUCUAACUUGAAGAAAGUAUCUCUUGAGCUGGGAGGAAAAUCCCCUCUCAUUAUAUUUGAUGAUUGUGAUCUUGACAGAGCAGUUAGAAUGGGAAUGAGUGGUGUUUUCUUCAACAAGGGUGAGAACUGUAUAGCAGCAGGACGUCUCUUUGUGGAUGCUUCCAUUCAUGACAAAUUUGUUGAAAGGGUAGCUGCAGAGUGUAAAAAAAUGGUGAUGGGAGAUCCUUUAAACAGAAGUACUCAACAUGGACCACAAAAUCACAAAGCCCAUCUUGAUAAACUGAUCGAAUAUUGUGAACGUGGUGUGAAGGAGGGGGCAACACUUGUGUGUGGAGGAAAGCGAGCUGAUCGUCCUGGUCUCUUUUUUGAACCAACGGUAUUUACCAAUGUGGAAGACCACAUGUUUAUUGCUCAGGAAGAAUCCUUUGGGCCUGUUAUGGUUAUAUCAAAGUUUGCUAGUGGAGAUAUUGACGCAGUAAUCAACCGAGCAAACAACACAGAAUUCGGACUCGCAUCUGGAGUAUUUACAAGAGACAUUAAUCGUGCACUUUACAUAGCAGAGAAAAUAGAUGCAGGGACAGUUUUCAUAAAUACCUACAAUAAGACUGAUGUGGCAGCUCCAUUUGGAGGUUUCAAACAAUCUGGAUUUGGAAAAGACUUGGGUGAGGAGGCCCUUAAUGAAUACUUGAAAGUGAAAUGUGUCACACUGGAAUACUAAUAUUAUUUUCCUGACUGGAGAUUUUUACUGUCUAUUUUUUAGAAUAUAUUUUGUCAUAUUUGA